Molecule: messenger RNA, 609 nt
Organism: Eucalyptus grandis
Lineage: Eukaryota; Viridiplantae; Streptophyta; Magnoliopsida; Myrtales; Myrtaceae
Product: ankyrin repeat-containing protein BDA1
Exons: 3
Coding region: 1-609 (202 amino acids)
Molecular function (GO): protein binding
Source: RefSeq, a predicted model, not a curated record
AUGGGCAAGAGUCUAGCCAAAAAAGGAGAACAAGAGGCUAGGGAGUCUCAGCUUCAACAUGCAAUAGCAAAUGAUGAUGUUGAUGAGCUACAUGACUUAAUUGUGAAGGAGCAAGCGCUCUUAGAUCGCGUAUCUAAGCACCCUUUCCCAGAUACUCCUCUACAUCUUGCUGCCAAAGCCGGAAAAACCCAAGUGGCCAUGGAGAUAGCCAUCUUGAAGCCAUCAUUUGCUUGGAAGCUAAAUCCAGAGGUUGAUCCGAGUUCGAGGACAAUUGGGAUCACUCCUUUGCAUUAUGUCGCCAAGAAGAAGGAGACAGAUGAGCUGGAGCUCUUGGCCGAAUUCCUAUGUGCUUGUAAAUCGUCUAUCAAAGACUUGACGAGCCAAUGCGAGACCGCGGUUCACAUUGCCAUCAAGAACCACAACCUCAAAGCAUUCAAGGUUUUGUUUAGAUGGCUUAAGCGGGUCCAUCUAAUGGAUAUCUUAGCCCAGGAAGACCAAGAUGGUAACACCGUCUAUGAUAUUGCUUCAACCAUGGAGCCGCAACCUGAGGAGUUGAAAAUACGUGAUGUUAGAAACAUUCAAAGAGAGGAGAUGAAUGGGAUCACCUAA